Labrus mixtus (cuckoo wrasse) is the source of this 2112-nucleotide messenger RNA. It is a transcript of the gene nfkbie, whose product is annotated as nuclear factor of kappa light polypeptide gene enhancer in B-cells inhibitor, epsilon. The transcript is spliced from 6 exons. Gene Ontology annotation, molecular function: protein binding. NCBI's taxonomy places the organism in Eukaryota, Metazoa, Chordata, Actinopteri, Labriformes, Labridae. The record is from RefSeq and is a predicted model, not a curated record. Bases 235 to 1272 code for a protein of 345 amino acids.
CCGCCGGACUGUCGUUGUGAGGUCACGUUUUUUUUUUUUUGUCGGGUUUGUGGCAUGAAACGCGGCGGCUCACUCCUCCGGUUUCACAAAGGAGCGGUGGUUUCUUCAGGUGUCUUGUUGGCUAGACUCGGGAGUCCGGUCACAUCACCGAGCACCGGGUGGCGUCAACACCCGUAAGUAGCUGUUAAUUCCUCUGGGAAGGCGGGGAGGGGGAAAUCCAGCGAGUCCACCACCAUGGCGAGCAGCGACUGCAGGAAAGAAGACUCGCUGGAAGAGAACCGCACGGACUCGGGCAUUGACUCGUACCGCUCCAUGCUGAAGUCAGAGGAGCAGAGAGAGCCGAGCGGCGACUUCAGCGGGCCGAGGGACAAGUUCUCCACCGGAGAAGAGCGGCUGGAUUCGGCCUACGGCUCCUCGUCCAUCACGGUCGAGAGUCUGACGGAAAUAGUCGGGGACUGCACUCUUUCCAGCACCAAGGAUCAAGCACAGAUCUCUGAACUCUCUGAACAGGAGGAGAACCUGCUCACAACUAUCACUGAAGAUGGAGACACAAUCCUGCACUUAGCAAUCAUCCAUGAAGAGGAGUUCAUUGCUCAAAAGUUGAUAGAGAUAUUCCCAAGAGACGUGCUCGACAUCCAAAACAACUUAUACCAGAGCCCUCUGCACCUGGCCACAUACCUGAACCUUACCAAGGUGGUGAAGGGCCUGCUGGAGAAAGGGGCCAGUCUGGAGCUACAGGACCAGGAUGGGAACACGGCGCUCCAUGUGGCCUGCCAGCACGGGCAGACAGAGUGUGCCACUGAAAUGACCCGAGAAGUUUCCUCGAGCAAAUUGGCACCGGUCCUUGAAGUCCAGAACUGGAGAGGUCUUGCCUGUCUCCACCUGGCUGCACUGAACAGACAACAUCACAUAAUGACGCUCCUGAUGAAAAAGGGAGCAGAUUUAAACAUACAGGAAGGAACCAGCGGCAAAACAGCUCUUCAUCUCGCUGUAGAACUGCACGACAUGACAUCAGUGAAGCUUCUGCUCAGCAGGGGAGCCAAUGUGGACGUAGCAAUGUUUAACGGCUGCACGGCUCUACAUCUCGCCGUCGGGAGACAGGACGCGGACAUCGCCGACCUCCUCUGCCAGUCUGGCGCUGACACAAUGCUACGGAACAUGGAGGAUGAGACGGCGCUAGAUCUGGCCGACGGCAACGAUGAUAUCCUGGCUCUCUUUCCUUUUGAUGACAUCCAGAUUUCUGGAAGGUCAGUGGUCGGUGUGAAGUUUUGAGCUGAUUCACAGGCUGAAAAACAAUCUCGAAAUUGUCUGGAGCCUCACAACAGAUGGAACUUUUGAUCGUAAAAAACAAAAAAAGCUUAAAGGGCUGAAGUUUGAAUAGUGCCUCUAUUUGUUGUACAUUCUGAUUUGAUGGUCUUUAUAUUUUAUCUAGUCAAAGAUGCACCCCAUAUAUUUCUUACUGUCCUCUGACAAUGAGAGAAUGUUUGCUCAACUGAACACUGUUAAAAAUAGUUUAUAGUCGAUGUUUUUGCUUGCCUCAGGAAGGGGUAGCAGAAAAUCCACCUCAAUGUGAGUGCCAAAUCUUCUACCAACAUGUUAAAGAUCCAUAAAGAAAAGUUCUACCUCUUCAUUUCAUUAACCUUGUUUUAAUGGCUACAAAUGGCCUUUAAACAUUCAAAUUGCUUUGUUUCAUAGUUUCUCAAACUUUAUCAGCAAAUGUUUGCAUCUGUAUUGUAACAUGUUCAUGUCUCCUGAAGAGGUGGCCUUCUAUAGAAGCCACAGACAAACUCUUUAAGAGUGACUCAAUAGCAAAAGGAAAUUGAAGCCAAACCUACUGUGUCCCAAAGAGACCUGCAACCUUUGACAAAUAUAUGUUUUAUAAAACUAAUUUCCCUUACAGAAUGUAAUAUAUAAUUCAAUAAUUGCAGCUUUAUCUUUGUGAUCUUUUUCUGUUUGUUUGCUUCUUAAAGUCAUGAAUAGGAAUUCUCUAUUUAUCUAAUCUUUUCCUUAAUCUGCAGACAUAUCUGACUGUUCUUUGGUGUUUCAUUACACUGCCUUUUCUAGUAAAUAGAAGCAAGUUGUUUAUUUUGUAUUAAAAAGGAAUUAAAUAAC